Molecule: messenger RNA, 2889 nt
Organism: Procambarus clarkii (red swamp crayfish)
Lineage: Eukaryota; Metazoa; Arthropoda; Malacostraca; Decapoda; Cambaridae
Source: RefSeq, a predicted model, not a curated record
AGGACGCAGUAUCUCCCUCAGUGUAGCCAAACACCGUGUGGAGUGCGAACGCAACACUCUCCGGCCCGUGUGAAUAAUUUAGCGUCUGGCAACUAUAGUGAGUGAACAAAGUGUAUUCAUAACUAUAUUUCGAUGCUUGCCAUCUGAAACGGUGCUGAGCUGUGAGGGCGUUAAACAAUCGCGAAGGUUGAGGUGGUUGAGCAGUACUGUGACAGGUGUGGAGUGAGAGGAUGAGGUGGAAAAUGUGGUGGAUGAGCUUCGCCAUGGUUGGGCUGCUGGCAGCUUCACCAGCGUCACCUACAGAAGCCUUAACUGCACAAGCUCUUGAGGCGGAUGUAUUAGGCUUGCUGACACCCCUCAUUGGUGAUCUAAGCACAGCUCUGCAAGGUUUUAUUGACAUUGGUAAGAUUGGCAUGGGUAUUGCCAAGUUCAUCAAUAUCAUUGCUGAUCAGGUAUUUAAUGCUUCUGAUAUCGAUAUGAAUUUUAGUUCAUAUAUCCCUAUGGCAGACCGGAAGAUACUUGCUAUGUUCGAACUGCUAUCACGCCGCCUGGACCAGAUAGAACAUGGGGUUCAGGGAGUUGCUAAUUCUUUAAGAGAUCUGACUGAAGGCAUGCAAGAAAUGGUUCGUUGGGAAAUUGCUCUCAAUACUAUGGAAGAGUAUGCCAGGCCUAUCAACACACUCUACAAGCGGUUUGUUCUUUACCAAAGCCUCAAGGAUAAGAUAGAGGAUCACACACUGAUGGAUUUUGCUAACACAGUUGUGUCCCAUGGCACACAUUCUGUCAUGUCCUUGAUGGCCAACCUUCAUAGUAUGGCUGCACCUGAAGCAGCAGAGAGAGCUAUUUCUCCUUUACACUCGGACUCUGAGUCUUUGUCAGUUCUGAAUGAUCCCAAGGAUGUAUACAAAGUGGCUCAAAAGGUGACACAUAAGAUGAUCCUUCGGGAAAAAAUGAUAAAGGACAAGAUGGGACCACAGAGUAAACCUGAGAAGCUCUAUCUUCGACCCAGCUUGUUCGUCAUGCUGCACGAUGCUCUGAGGAAAAGUAAUAACUGCAAUCUGCAACAGUCACCACAGCAGCUGGUAAAUGGACUCCACCUGUUGCUUGCACUCACUGAAGCUCGAGGAUAUGCAAUGCAGGAAUUUUCAUGGAUGUUACUUAGAAUCUACAAUGAGGGUAACUUUACUGUGGAGCAAGAAGUGGCAAGGAGAUUAUAUUUACAGUAUUCAGAAGACAUCAUGAGGGAGGCCAAGGCAGUACUAGUUAAGGAAUCACGGGAGUUCUUCAAGUGCGAUCCACAGAAGCAUGUGCAGGGUGAAACCUAUGUACAAAUAACAGAACUUUUGCAGGGCUAUAUUGAGAAUGAAGUAGAUAUGAAUUCUGUGGGAUCUUGUUCACAAAACUGUGGAUACUAUCAGCAUGCGAAGAGUGAAAGGUGCUAUUUGCCAGCCUCUCAGUACUGCGGAAAACAUCGUCGGUGCAUGGGUACCGUGCACGACUGCCAGUUUUACAAUGCAGAUGCAUGGGUCUGCAUAUCAAAGAAUCCUUAUCGACGCUAUGAUUCUAUACGUUAUGAAAGUCAGCUAAGACUGGGGCCUAAUCAACCAUGCGAAGGCUCUGAAAUGAAAGUAGAUUCAUGGUGGAGAUUUUUCUUCCACUGUUCUUAUUGUCUUUGUCUUUGUGAUGAUGGCAAUUCUCCCACUUCUGAUCGUUACAUCAGCUUGGUUCCAGCCCUUAGUGAUACUGGGAACAAUAUGGUAGUGACAGGUGUUCAGUUCAUCAAGUUCAAAAGAGUGAUCCAUCUUCAGAUACAACAGGGUCAAGCACUUCCACAGGGACAUGUCAAUUCCACUACUCUACAGUGGGUCGACGUCGAACCUAUUAGCAUUAUCAGCACUGCAUAUGUAGAAGGCACACAUUACAAGAAAUUAUCAUACGAGGAUCGUAGCAUAGACUUGGACCGUCUUACUGCACCUGGAGAGCACGUUGUUACAGGUGUUCGUUUUAGGAUAUUAGGCUCUCACAUCAACUUUGAGGCACAAAUUACACCUGUAAACUACACAACAGGAAAGCUCGAUCCCUUCAAGAGCUACUGGAUCAGCAAUGACAACACACCUGCUAUGGCCCAAAACCCAAGGACUGAAGUCAUGAUUUACUCACCUGAUGACCCAGCAAAGUUCUCAGACCUCUCCCGUGUGUAUUCCAAUCCAGACUCAUUCAUACGUUUUGGCCCCACUGACAGAGCAAAGGAUGUUGCUCAACUAACUGUACCUUUCUUUGAUGCACAGCCAGUGGCUCCUUCUCCGGGCUCUUGGUGGUCUGGUGUGGAGCUCUUUCACAAAGGUCAGCCUGGCUCUGGAGGCUUCUUAGGACUCAAGGCCAUCACUUUUGAUAUGACACCCCAUAUGGAGAUCCAAGAUAAAGGUCCUAAGACAGUUAAUUUGCCUCCUGUACCUGUUCUUUAAGAGGUGUUCUGAGGAGUUGGGGGGGGGGAAGGUGUAACAGCAGAAUAUUCUAUAUGUUCAUUUAUUGCCUUAAAACAAGAAACCAGCUAAUUCUGUGUUAAAAGCUGUAUCUGUGAUUAUUAUAAAUUGUACAGGAAUGGUUAUAUUUUUUCACAUUCUUAUAUGCUACAUGAAUAUAACUGUCUUCGUUGAGAAUAUGUGACUACAUAGUAGUGUGUGAACUGUACUAGGACACUUUUAGUCUCAUCAAGGUCCAUCUAGGCCAUCUGCCAUCCUUACCCAAGUAAAUAAGCUUGUGCACCCAGGAGCACCAGCCUGAAUCUUCCUGUGUAACCAGUACUAGCCUAUAAUGCUCUGGCUUCUGCAUCUUCAAAACAAUUUGUAUUAGAUAUAAGAGCCGUUCCCAUUAAAAUUUAUACAUUUU